CUCAGCCACCACCACGGCAGUCGGCACCCAACACACAACCCGCCCUGAAGCCACACAGCCCAACAUCCAAAGGAAGACCACGAACGAUUUCCAAGGGAGAAAAAGCCAUCGAUCACUGCUGAAUACAGGACGAGCAUCAUCAGGAUGGGUCGACUGGCCGAACUACAACGCAAGAACUUGGAGCAUCUCAUGGGCGCGGAAGCCAUGGGGAUAAUCCAAGUCGACUUGAAGUUCACCGACCCGAAAGUCUGCCGAAGCUACCUUUGUGGAGCAUGUCCUCACGACCUAUUUACAAACACCAAAAUGGACUUGGGCGCCUGUGCGAAGACCCAUUCUCAAAAAUUGAAAGGCGAGUACGAAGCAGCCUUGAAACGCAGUCAAAGCGACAAUCCAGAGGAAAGUACCGAGAUCGUUUCUCCUCACGAACUUCAAUCGAUGAGAAGAGAAUACGAAAAUAACAUCCUUGGCUUCGUCGAAGAAUGCGAUAGGCGUAUUAGGGCGGCCCAAAAGCGUCUAGAGAAAACACCGGAAGAAAACAAUCGAACCACCGCCCUGAUGCGUGAGAUUGGAGAAAUUCAAACAGCGUACGAAGGGGCCAUGGCCGAAGUUGAAAAUCUAGGGGAAUCCGGUCAAGUUGAUCAAUCCAUGGCCGAGUUGGCCAAAGCUGAAGCUCUUAAAGCUGAAAAGCUGGAGAAAGAACGAGAACUGCAACAGUUAACUGAAACUUCUGGAGCGUCUGGUCAUCAGAAGCUGCGUGUCUGCGACAUUUGUGGAGCUUACCUUUCGAUACUAGACAGUGAUCGACGUCUAGCCGAUCAUUUCGGUGGUAAAAUGCACUUGGGAUAUCUACAACUUCGACAAACAAUCGAAGAGUGGCGCACUCGACCACACGGGCUCAACGCACCAUCACUCCUCAACAACAAUCCCGGUCUGACUGCCGGUCUUCAAGCUGCCCACUUUGGUCAACAACGAGCUCAAGCGGCUGCUGCACAGAAUCCGUCUACUUCACAGAACGGAUGGGGUAGUCGAGGAGACAAGGGUCGAGACCACGAGGGACGCAUGUCGCCGCCAGCUGGUACGAGUGCUGGAGACAGAGAUAGAGACAGGGAUAGGGACAGAGAUAGGGAACGGGAACGAGACAGGGAUCGGGAUCGUGACCGUGACCGCCACUCUCGAGAUGACAGAGACAGGAGGGGUGGUCGGGAUGAUCACCGAGGUUAUCGAGAUAAGGACUACGAUGAUCGCCGUGGAAGUCGAAGAGAACCAGACGACUACGACAAGAGGAAACAUGAUGAUGACAGGCCAGCCAAGGACGAUCGAGAUAAGCGGAGAAGAUACGACUGAGAUAGCUGCCUGGUUUACAUUUCCUAUUUUUCUUGCAUCUUUUCACAAUGAGCAGAGUAACGCUAUCCCGUCUUAUAGAAAGUGCCUCAUUACUCUUUGUAUUUGCCACUCUUGUGAGAUUUCGCCGGGUUUUUGGGACGAAAGGCCGCGUACUUCAAACAGAUUUCUUCCUGUUUUCUUUUCUUUUCUUUCUUUCUGUGCUUUGUAGUUAACCUUGCUCAGUGUAUGUUAUCUUCGCUCGGUCCACCACAAAGGUGCAGCUAAGGAAAUGCCAACCAAAUCAGCUUGAAAUUGCCUUCAGUUACUUCUGGGCUACAAUCACAU
Messenger RNA from Puccinia graminis f. sp. tritici CRL 75-36-700-3, 1668 nucleotides. RefSeq lists its product as uncharacterized. The transcript is spliced from 9 exons. Bases 145 to 1344 code for a protein of 399 amino acids. The record is from RefSeq and is a predicted model, not a curated record. Gene Ontology annotation, biological process: mRNA splice site recognition. Lineage: Eukaryota; Fungi; Basidiomycota; Pucciniomycetes; Pucciniales; Pucciniaceae. Gene Ontology annotation, molecular function: mRNA binding. Gene Ontology annotation, cellular component: U1 snRNP; U2-type prespliceosome.